Messenger RNA from Dermatophagoides farinae (American house dust mite), 759 nucleotides. RefSeq lists its product as uncharacterized. Lineage: Eukaryota; Metazoa; Arthropoda; Arachnida; Sarcoptiformes; Pyroglyphidae. The record is from RefSeq and is a predicted model, not a curated record.
GAGCCAUGCAAAAAUUGGCACAUUUGAAUGAAAAGAAAUCAAUAAGGGUUUUGUUAAUAACAGCCAUAAUGUCAAAAUUUUGCACACACAAACACACACACACACAAGGUUCAUGUGUUAAUGUCGAAUGGCAUAUUGAUGAUAUUUAGAUUCAAAUUUUUGGCCAUUGAAUUCUGGGUGACAUUUGACAAUUUUUUUUAUAUGAUGCAAAUGAUACACAAUGAUCCCUAUAUAAAAUGAUCAAAUAUCAUGGAAAUUUUUCAUUAUUUUUCAACGAAAAUUUAAAAAAAACAAUUUCCAAUCAAUCAAUCAAUCAUGUACUUCAUCUCUAAAUCAACGAUUUUGUUUGCCAUAUCAAUCAUUUUGAUUGUUAAUUAUCCAUCAUUGGUUAUUUCUAGAACAACAGAGAAAUUGGAAGUACUCGACCGUAAGCUCUUUGAAUUGCUACAAGGAAGAAUAUUCGUUGAAAUCCUUGAAGAAGCAGUGGAUAAAUUAAAUGAUCUUGAUACCUGUAUCGCUAAAUGUGUUGGAUUGAAAUCUACAAAACGUACAUUCAAUGAAUUGGUGAAUAUAAUGAGAUGUUAUGAUAAUGACCGAAAACAUACUGUUGAAUGUAAACAUUUAAAACGACUAAGAUUUAAUGUAAAAAGAAAAUUGAAACAAGAACAAUGUAAAGAGAUUAUCAAUCGAAACUUAUAAAAAAAAAUCGAUUGAUUGAAUGUUAUAUUGAUUGAUUUGUGAAAAACAAGAGAAAAAAUA